This is a messenger RNA of Aspergillus ibericus CBS 121593, 1642 nucleotides long. Its product is annotated as carotenoid oxygenase family protein. Gene Ontology annotation, biological process: carotene catabolic process. Bases 103 to 1602 code for a protein of 499 amino acids. Gene Ontology annotation, molecular function: carotenoid dioxygenase activity. Lineage: Eukaryota; Fungi; Ascomycota; Eurotiomycetes; Eurotiales; Aspergillaceae. The transcript has 5 exons. The record is from RefSeq and is a predicted model, not a curated record.
UGCACUACUACCUAGCUCUACCCCCACCUUAAACUGAUACAAGUCCAACAUAUGAGCAUCUUGUCUUCACUAAACGAGAUACACCAGUCGACAUCUUCCUCAAUGACGGCUCCGAAGGUCCUCCACUUUCCCGAUAGGCCGCAGUUUACGGCCUUUAUGAAACCAUGUCGUGUGGAGGGCGAGGUCCACAACCUAGAAGUCUACGGGGACAUCCCAAGUGACAUCGAUGGCACAUUCUUCCGGGUGAUGCCUGAUCCGCAGAUGCCACCCUUCAUCGAAGACGAUCCGUGGUUUAACGGGGAUGGGAAUAUCAGUGCGUUUCGCAUCAAGGAUGGCACAGUGUCAUGGCAACAACGAUAUGUCCGAACAGAAAAGUUCAUUCGGGAGAGAGAGGCAGGAAAGGCCCUUCUUGGAAAGUAUCGCAACAAAUUCACGGAUGCGGUCCACUUCAAGAUCCGCAGCACUGCCAACACGAACGUGGUCUACUUCAAUGGGCAAUUGCUGGCUUUGAAAGAGGACUCUCCUCCGUAUGCGAUGGAUCCUCGUACCUUGGAGACGAAAGGAUUGUACAACUUCGCAGGGCAGCUGCCGAGUGUGACCUUCACAGCACAUCCCAAAUUUGACCCCGAUACUGGUGAAAUGGUCUGUUUUGGUUAUGAAGCCAAGGGUGACGGUACACCCGAUAUUUGCUACUACCAGGUCGGUUCAGACGGGAUAUUCUCGGAUAUCUGCUGGCUUGUGGCUCCAGUCUGUGCUAUGAUACAUGAUUUUGCAGUGAUGGAGAACUGGGUCCUCUUUCCCCUCAUUCCACAAUUAUGCGACAUUGAUCGCCUCAAAGCCGGCGGAGAGCACUGGGAAUGGAAUCCCGAAACCCCUCUUUAUAUCGGGAUUCUCCCUCGACGAGGCCCGAAAUCCAGUGAUGUCAAGUGGCUCCGAUGGAACAACUCUUUCCCCGGCCAUAUACUCAACGCGUACGAGAACGAACAAGGCAACAUCGUAUUCGACCUAGGCAUCAGCCAGCAGAACGUAUUCUUCUGGUGGCCCGAUAGCACCGGCUCUGCACCCGACCCCAGUACCAUCAUCUCCCAGUUAAUGAGGUUCACCAUCGACCCGCACACUACCAGCGAGAUCCUAUCUGACCCCGAGGUUCUCCACACCGGGAAUAGCGAAUUCUACAGAAUAGAUGAUCGCUUCGCCACCAAACAGCAUACACACUGUUUUUUCGACCUCAUGGACCCUGCCCUCGGGACUGACUUCAAGACUAUCAGCCCUCGUCUCGGCGGCGGGUACCCUCUAUACAACGCUCUAGCACACCUGGAUCUACGGACGGGAGAAUCAGAGAUUUACUUCCCUGGAAGGACCCAUCUAGUCCAAGAGCCGGUAUUUAUUCCGAAAGCUGGAUCCCCUGUCGAGGGAGACGGGUAUCUCCUGGCUUUGGUCAACAAUUACGAUACCAUGGCAAGCGAGUUGCAUCUUCUUGACUUGAAGGACUUUGUCAGACCGAAGGCGAUUAUUAGCCUUCCUGUUCGGCUACGCCCGGGGCUACAUGGGAAUUGGGUAGAUAGUAGGGAUAUAUCUGCUGCGGAUGCUGUAUCUUCUUAGAGCUUUGACCUAGUUCUGGCGAACGUUGAGUGACUCUUGG